AUGCAACCACAUUUAACAAAUUUUGUUGAUAAUAUUUGGCCACGUACAUCCGAAAUAUCUGAUGUUGCACUUACUUGUCUUGCAACUCAAUUAGGUGUUCGAAUAACAAAACAAGUAGGGUUUUGGGCAUCUUCACCUGCAAUUACACUUCGUGAACAUGGACGUCAACAGUUUCAUAAAGAAGCCGAACCAAAUAAUUAUCAUUAUGUGACUCCAGAUGAAAUGUAUGCACUAGAUGAAUUUUAUGUUAAUCAACAUAUGGAUCGAUUGAUCAAAGAUCAAAAUUGGAAUGAAUUAGUUAAAUUUACCAGACGUUUUAUUUCUAGCCAUUAUGAAUUAUUAAGAAAAAAAAGACGUGAAUGUACAUUGCCUAAAGUUGAGAAUGAAACAAAAUCAAGUGCAAUUUAA
This is a messenger RNA of Rotaria sp. Silwood2, 408 nucleotides long. The record is from the annotation of a GenBank genome assembly. Lineage: Eukaryota; Metazoa; Rotifera; Eurotatoria; Philodinida; Philodinidae.